CAUUUGAUUGCGCAGUAACUGUGAAAAUGUCCAUGCAAAAACAACGUAGUGACUUCAUUGACUUAUGCUGGCGCUGGUUGCGGUUGAAAGUGGCGUACGCCUAUGCGAAAUUUAAAUAUUAAAACAAAGCAAAACAGCAAACGCCUAAAGAGCAUUUGAAAAAAAUAAAAAAUAAAUAAAUAAAUAGAGUAAAAGAUAGAGUGUAUCGUAAAAGUUGUGAAGUAGUGGCGGCAAGUUGCUUAGGGCAAUUAAAAAACACCAGCAACAACGCAGCUCUUUAGUUGCCGUAGUGGCACACUUCCAUUAGCAAAUAAUUUAAUAGUGGCAUGCUUGGUGAGAAGCCGCAACAGCAAUAAAAUAAACAACAACAACCACAGUAAAUAAAAAUUGGAUUUGCAAAUUGGAAAUGUUAAUUGAACGCCGAAUGAAUGUCGAAUCAGUUCAGGCUGCUACUUUUUAUUGUGGUGAUUUCGGGUGCAUUAUGUACAGUAGAAGAUUAUGUAAUAAUGUCACAGUGUGCACACAACAAAGCCAUACAUGUAGCUGCGGAAGGAACAGUCUCAGUGACAGACAUUUCACAGACACAAAAUAUAACGAUAGUCGGCCUCCCGGACUAUGUGAACAACAAUCUCAAAAUAGCACUGUACGCAAAAGAAACACAACGGUACCUGUGUUUCAACGAUCAGUGGAAACUAGUUGGAAUGAAAGAACUGCGCGACACCUGCUACUUCAACGAAACCAUCGUACACGGUUAUUUCGUGUUUCGUUCCGUAGUCGAUCUGCAGCGACGUGUCGGCUUCACGCACCGAGGUAAGGCGGUCGGGCCGAAGAAGAAUGUCAACGAUGCCUGUUAUCUAUUCACGAAGAUACAGGCCGAUCAGUUUUUCCAUCAGCACACCAAUUACUUUGCACCGAAAGCGAAGAGCACCAAAACCAUUAGCGGCAUUAGCACAUCACCACAAACAACAGCAACAACCACACAUACAACAUCAGGAGCCUCAGCGAGAUUGUCGUCACAGCGAGCAGCACUCUCAGCGGCAGCAACAACAGCAACGGCAACGGCGACAGCUACUGCGACAGCGUCCCAACGCAGCCACAACAACAAGCUGUUGCGCAACAACAACAAAAAUAAGCGAGUGAAUGGCAUGCGCAAUAACAACAAAACUAAUAGCAACAGAAAUAGCAACAAUAACCAAAAUGAAGAGUACUCUAAUGGCCAUAGUAGCAAUUUAAGCAGCAACAGUAACAACAACAACCCGAGCAGUAGCCACAAUAGCAACAGUAGGAAAUUAGUUAGUAAUAGUCAGCAACAGCAGCAGCAAAUAGUUGUAAGUCAGCAAAAGCAUCACAAUUAUAAUAACAACAGCAACAACAACAACAAUAGUAAUAGCCAGACACGCGAACAUGUGCGCCAGCAGCAACAACAUCAGGUGCGGCAUCAUCACAAUGAUCCGAACUUGAUUGCCCGUCGCCAGCAGCACGAGCACAAACAGAAGCGACGGCAACAUCAGCGUCAGCAGCAGCAACGACUGCGCAGCGGCAAAAUAACUAGUCCAGCAACAACAACAGAAGCUCAAAAAGCUGCGCAGGAGCAUGCGUCGGCCACACCAACUUUGGCAGGUCGUGGUGCUGCGAUGGCAACAACAACACAAACUACUUUCGGCGCGACAGUAGCAGCAGCAGGAGCAGCCUUAACCGGCAGUUACAAGCAACGAAAGCACGAGCACGGCGCCCACACAACUGCCGCAAAUGUUGCUGAAAAGGGUGCGGCAGCAACUACAACAGCAAUAACAACAAUGAAAACAACAACAAUUGCGAAUAAGCGCAAAGGGCGACGAAGAAAAGGACGCAAGCAGAAGAAGCAACAGCAAAAGCUCGAGCAACAAAUGCUGCCCCUUCGCUCGCAGCCUGUCACCUUCAAAUCGCAGGAAUCGAGGCAUGACGCUGCCACACCAACGCAAACCACUUGGCUGUGGAACGAGUCGCCAACGUCACCGCUUUCAUCGUUGUCAACAUCGCAGAUAUCGUCGGCAGCAACUUAUGGCGAUUACAGCGGCGAAUGGAUAUCUUCAACAACUCUCGCCGAUUCAGCAUCGGUGCCAUCAUCGGCAACAACACUUCUAGAUGCUUACAUAGCCUCGCCUGUUUCGCUUCUACCUUCGUCAGUGUCAUCGGACACGGAAGACACGCCUACACAUGCAUACUCGGCAUCAACUACAGAUGUUUUUGAUGGAUUUUCCUCGCUUACGCCAACAAGCGACUACAACAACAUCACUGAUUUCUCAGGUGAGAUUUUAGUAGACGAAGAUGCGCUCAACUCUACGCUUAUUGCUGAGAUGGACGACAGCAAAACGGGCAUUCAAUUAAACAGUAUUACUUCCCAACAACAACACUUUAUAACAGUAAGUGGGGCAGGUUCAGAAACCGAAGAGCAGUCCCUGACCCCCACAUCGCCAAUAUUUUCUGAAAGUAGCGUUCAGAGCUGGUCGCCAACAACACUGGACACAGAAGCGACAGCCGCUAGCUUUAGCGACUAUGCUGAGACAAUGUUUCCGGCUCCAACAGCAACAAUUGAAACAGAAAGUGUUGCAGCAACAGCGAUUUUGCCAGAGGAUGUCAAUGCGACAAUGGAGACGCAAACUAACGCGGACGAUGCAGAUCUGUAUGCAACAAUGAAUUCUACCUCUAGUGAAACCGAAUCGGAAAGUAGCAGUAGCAGCGGCAGUUUCACCGAAGCACUGGCGGAUGUUGGUAGCACAAUAACCACAGCAGUUGUACAGCGAGGCAGCUACAACUUGAAGGGCGAGCACGAGAACAUCAUAAACGAUCCGAAGAUAAACGACCGCCACAUGUCGAGAAAGCCUUCGAGCAUUGCCGCCAGCAUAGCAACACUUUUGUACAACCAAUUGCUUGCAACGCGUAGCAACAGCGAUGAUGAAUACGCUUGGAGGCCGCAGCGGGGUGAAGAGUACUCAGAUGAAGUAGACGCGGCAACCGUACGGCCAACAAUCGCCACCACAACAACCGAUUUCGCUGCUGAAGAUCGUGCAACAUGGUGGCAGCAUCAAAUGAAUUAUAGCGGCAACAAUUUUUGGGACAAAGGUUUGGCUGAUGCCCCACCCAGUGUGCAGAGCAGUGACUACAGCUUGCAUAAACACAACAAACACAGGAACAGAAGCAAGCAUAGGCCCAACAGUCGAAACGGCGACAGCAGAGAUUUUGAAGCAGUGUCUCAACAUCCCUUGCAAGCGCUACUGGCAAGCAACUCCAGCCUUAGUUAUAGCAAAAAAUACUUGGGAGAGGGAAAGUUGCAGCGACAAGGCAGCAAAUCGUACGGUAGUAGCAACAAGUUGCAGCCACAGUCGGCACAAACAGCACAAGAGUACUCGUACAGCAGCACAAUCGCAACAACGCAUACCGCAACUGCAACAAUUAAAACACAAGACGCAACGAAUGCCACAACUGUUUCGGCAACAACGACUAGGCAACACAUUUACCCGCUACAUCAAUUGCUGGGCAACAAAACCAUUGCGCCCUUCAACAGUCAGCCGCAAUUAUUGCAAUUUGAUGGCAACAGUAAUCAUUUAGUUCACACACCAACUGCAAAUACUUUCAUCAAAACAACCUCAUCGACAGCGCCUUCUUCAUCAACUGUGGCCAGCGACUCCACGCCUACAGCGGCGGCAGCAGCUGCGACAGUGACCACCAAAAAGACGAUACGCAUAUCGACGCAGAAACUGCUAGCCACACCCUUUCACCAGCUGACCUAUGUACGAAAUAACGCCGGCGACAUUGACAUCGACAAUAUUGACAACAUCAGCGUCUAUCCGGAUCUGUUGGAGGAAUCCAGCGAGGUGGCACAACAACAGUCCACAGAGCGUGUGGCAACUGACGCGACUCGCAACAGUCGGCUGACAAUCGUAAGCGGAUAUCUGCCCACUUCGGCGACAGCAAUGCUGCCCGAAUCGAUACGGUUGGCUAAGGUUAAAAUAAAUAAGGAAAGAAAGCGUAUGAUGAGCUUGCGGCAAAGGCACGGAAGGCGGCAUGCGUAGUCGUUGUCUGUCUUUAUGUGAGACUAGGAGGAUAGAAGGGAAUAGGAGAAAACAAGCCGAAAAUGCUUGGUUCAUGCGCGGUUGAAUAUAGAAUACGAGAGCGGAAAGUUUGCUCUCGAUGCAGAGUUUCCGAAAGCUUUCAAUAAAUUCUCACUAAAACUGUCUUGAAAAGUUUGUAUGUCGCAACAGUAGUAAAAAGCUUUGAGUACGAUUUGUAUAAAUAGAGUAGUGGCCCUAAAAGCUUUCAAAACAAAUGCAGGAAAGCGCAAUGACAACUUGGGGUGGAGAGCAGUUAACAAUACAAGUUUUAA
This is a messenger RNA of Anastrepha obliqua, 4363 nucleotides long. Its product is annotated as pneumococcal serine-rich repeat protein. Gene Ontology annotation, molecular function: growth factor activity. Lineage: Eukaryota; Metazoa; Arthropoda; Insecta; Diptera; Tephritidae. The coding region runs from base 429 to 4052 and encodes 1207 amino acids. The record is from RefSeq and is a predicted model, not a curated record. The transcript is spliced from 4 exons.